Molecule: messenger RNA, 1367 nt
Organism: Pelmatolapia mariae (spotted tilapia)
Lineage: Eukaryota; Metazoa; Chordata; Actinopteri; Cichliformes; Cichlidae
Product: peroxisomal membrane protein PEX13-like
Exons: 4
Coding region: 278-646 (122 amino acids)
Molecular function (GO): protein binding
Source: RefSeq, a predicted model, not a curated record
CUUGUCUAAGAGUGGGAGGGAUUUGAAGCACAAAGGGAGGAGCUUGUCGUUUGGUUGGCUGAUAUGGAUGUCCACCUGAGUGCGGUUGACCAGCUGACAGGAAACACAUGUGAAAAACUGAAACAACUGCAGAUCUACAGAUUUGGGAUAAGCUACAGGCUCCUCCACCCCUGCUGGCUCUUCUGUCCUGCCCAGGUUGGCGCUCCUGGUGCCCCCUCGUCAGGUCCAGCAGUCCUACCGUCCAUCCAACAGCUCCUUCUCCCCUCUUACAGCCUCUAUGGGAGCUCCAUCUGUGGUGGCUACAGGCCUUACAGCUACAGCUAUGGUGGCGGCUAUGGUGGUGGCUACAGCCUGGGAGGAUACAGACACACACCUCACCUUGAAGACGUCCCCCCCAGCAGACACUAACUGGGCGAGCGAGGAGGACGACCACGUGGUGGCCAGAGGAGAAUAUGACUUGACAGCUGCUUCUCAGGAGGAGCUUUCUAUGCGAGCUGGAGAGAUGCUCAACCUCGCUCCUAAAGAGCUACAGCCCCGUGUGCGUGGCUGGCUCCUGGCCAGUGUGGACGGUGAGACCACAUGCUCGUCCCAGCCAACUACGUUAAGAUCCUCAGCAAGAGAAGAGACCGCCGGGCCACAGAUAUGAGAGGCUCGCUCAGGCCCAGCAGGCAAACACGCAGGCACCCCAAACAACCUCGUCUGCACAAAUACCCUAAUCUGUGCCUCUCCUGCAGCCCAUAAACGUACAGCAUCUACCCACAUCAUGUACAGUACUUGAAUGAUCCAUCUCGUCUUUCAGCUCAGUCUCGUCAGAUUCAUUAGGCUCAGCUGUGUCCCCCUCCUGUGUGCAGUUUCCUCGUUUCCCUCUGUGUGUAUUUAUAGUAGUGAUGGCCAAACAAAGCUUUCUGAAGCAUUGAAGCUUGUGUUGAAAAACGAUUCAUUACUGGAAGCUUUUUAACACAGUCCUCUCUGGUGACAUCUGGUGGUCAAAAAUAUGAAGAGCAGCUUGAAUCUACAAAAAAACUGAACUGCGUCAUUAUGAUUGCCCACUCUACACAGUGGAAUUCACAAUUCACAAUUGGACAUCACUGAUCACGUGACUGUGGCCAAACGAAUCAAGCAUCGACAGAGUGCUUCUGAAGCGGUGUGUUGGUGUUUUUUGACACACGCGCCGGAGCGUCAGCUUCAAGCGGGCCCUCACUAAUUUAUAGCAUUUGUCCUCUUGUGUGUGUUACUGGUCCGUCUGUGCUCCUCCAUGCUGUUUUUCCUGCUUGUCAUCCUUCGUGUUUUAACUCCAUUCCCUCGUGUCCAGGUUUGUUAUUUGGUUCUCAGCUUUCCCAGUUUAGGUUUUCUUAGUUUUGUUUCUC